Messenger RNA from Cyanidioschyzon merolae strain 10D, 540 nucleotides. Its product is annotated as NADH dehydrogenase I iron-sulfur protein 18kDa subunit. Lineage: Eukaryota; Rhodophyta; Bangiophyceae; Cyanidiales; Cyanidiaceae. Gene Ontology annotation, biological process: electron transport chain. Bases 1 to 540 code for a protein of 179 amino acids. The transcript has a single exon. The record is from RefSeq and is a predicted model, not a curated record.
AUGGCUUACGUUCUCCACAGAGCUAGUGGGCUGUGGAAACAUAUACUCCAAAGGCAGAACCCACUCAGUGGUCAGCGAAGGCUUUUUGAGGACACCCGUGGUGCCCUCGGGCGCGUUAGCGGCACUCCCGACGAGCACCGGUCUCGGCGGUUGCGCAUCUACCGACCUGCUCGUUCCGCAACGCAGCAAGGGCGAGGAUCCCGGACGCAGCUCUGGAAAGCAGAGUUCGAGGUUCAGGACGGUUUCGGGCGCUGGACAAACCCGCUCAUGGGUUGGUACAGCAGCGGUGAUCCGCUCUCGCAAACAACGCUCACUUUUUCCUCGAAAGAGGCAGCUAUUCAGUACGCUGAAAAAUAUGGUUUUCAGUACGUCGUCUAUGAUCCACACGAGGAACCGCUUCACGAACGCAAAAUAGCGCCCUUUACUCGUUCUAUGGUGCACCAUUGGCGCCACGAGGGCAUACCCCGCUACAGUACGUGGAACGAGCCUACCGAGGAGACCGAAUGCUCUUCGCAACAUUCGCCUUCAAACAAGCCCUGA